GCGGAAAUGCGCAGCAGUCAGUGACGUCCGUGUAUCAUAUUUUUGUAUGGAUAAAAUUUUAAAAGCGGUACCAGACAAGAUUCAAGCCUCCAAGCCACCAGCACUGAAAGAGUUAAAUGUUGUGACAUUUUUCACUUGUAGAUGCAGCUUGUAAGAGCCUUGAGGCAUAUUUUCACACCCAGUGAGUGUUGCACUACAGAGCACAGCAGAGUGUCUCAGGGGACAGUCACACACACAGAGACACACACACACAGACAGCAAGACUGCAGGGAGAAAAAAAAAACCCGAGGUCUGCACACGUAAGAUUGGCUGUUAGCUGUCAUCAACUCACUGAAAGGUGGAAGUUUCACUAUAGAUCGUGUUGCAUCUACUACGCUGUACAAAAUGAGCAGAAAAGGAACUCCUCUAUGCAAGCAACAAUCAACGCAGAGCUUAGGGAAGGAAAUGCCGCGUCAGUUCACGAAGAUCUCUCUCCACGAGGUGGAUGAGAGAGUGCGACUCUUGGCUGAGAAGGUGUACGCUUCAGCUCUGAAGGAAGAAGAGACUAAGAACGCCUUGUCCAUGUUCACCGUCCCUGAGGACUGUCCCAUUGGCUUGCAGCAGGCCAAGGAGUGGGAGCUACGUAAAGAGAUAGAGGAGCAGAGGUCAGAGGAAUCUAUCAAGAGAAAACAGAGUUUCAAGCUGAUGCGAUCCCAGUCAAUAUCCUUGCAAAUCCCAGUUGCUCCAGACUGGGCAAUGUCUGUGAUUUCACCCCUGCUCACCCCGUCCACACCUAUAGGCCCUCUGCCAAUCAAUAUCCCAGAAUUCCAGAGGGUCACCAUCAGUGGAGACUACUGUGCAGGGAUAACAGUCGAGGACUAUGAGCAAGCAGCAAAAGCCCUGCUGACAGCACUCUUCAUCAGAGAAAAAUAUUCACGACUGGCAUAUCACCGCUUUCCCAGGACCACAGCCAGGUUUUUAAGGAGUGCCAAUAAUGAGAAAUGGAGUGAGGAGGAAGAAGUGCUGCCAGAAAGCUGCCCCGUUCCAAGUGAGGGUGCGGAUCCCUACAGUAUGGAAGACCUUCCACAGAAUCUGAACUACUCCCUGAGGAUGAAAGACGGAAUCAUAUACGUCUAUGAUAAUGAAGAUGCCUUAAAACGGGAUCAGCCACGGAGCUUGCCAUAUCCUGAUUUGGAAACCUUUGCUAUUGACAUGAGCCACGUCCUUGCCAUGAUUGCAGACGGACCAACGAAGACCUAUUGUCACAGAAGGCUUAACUUCCUGAUGUCCAAGUUCCAGCUUCAUGAAAUGCUGAAUGAGAUGGCAGAGUUAAAGGAACUGAAAUGCGUUCCUCACAGAGACUUCUACAAUGUCAGAAAGGUUGAUACGCACAUUCACGCAGCUGCCUGCAUGAACCAGAAGCAUCUACUGAAGUUCAUCCAGGACACAUAUAAGACAGAAGCAGACCGAGUGGUGCUGGAGAAGAACGGAAAGAAGUUGACCCUCAAACAGGUGUUUGACAAUCUAAAAAUGGACCCAUAUGAUCUCACAGUAGAUUCAUUGGAUGUACACGCGGGCAGACAAACCUUUCAUCGCUUUGAUAAAUUCAAUUCCAAAUACAACCCAGUAGGUGCUAGUGAGCUCAGAGAGAUAUACCUCAAAAGCGAUAACUACAUCAAUGGAGAAUAUUUUGCACGUCUCAUCAAGGAGGUUGCUCAUGAACUGGAGGAGAGUAAAUAUCAGCACGCAGAACCCCGUCUCUCAAUUUAUGGCCGAGCCACUGAAGAGUGGGAAAACCUGUCCAAAUGGUUUAUCAAGCAAAAGUUGCACUCCCCUAACAUGAGAUGGAUCAUACAGGUGCCCAGGAUCUAUGACAUAUUCAGAUCAAAGAAGAUUGUUCCCAACUUCGCCAAGAUGCUAGAGAACAUCUUCCUCCCACUGUUUCAGGCCACCGUUAACCCUCAGAAACACAAAGAAAUGCAUGUCUUCCUGAAACAUGUGACAGGGUUUGACAGUGUAGAUGAUGAGUCCAAACACAGUGAUCACAUGUUCAGCUAUAGGAGUCCAAAACCUGAGGAGUGGACCACGGAGGAAAACCCACCAUACACUUACUAUCUCUUCCACAUGUAUGCCAACAUCAUGGUCCUCAACAACCUACGAAAAGAACGUGGUCUCAAUACCUUUCAGUUCCGUCCUCACUGUGGUGAGGCUGGAUCCAUCACCCAUCUGGUAUCAGCCUUCCUCACAGCUGACAACAUCUCUCAUGGACUCAAUCUGAAGAAGAGUCCUGUCCUGCAGUACCUGUAUUAUUUGACCCAGGUGCCCAUUGCAAUGUCUCCACUCAGCAAUAACAGCCUGUUCCUGGAGUAUUCCAAGAAUCCCCUCAGGGAGUUCCUGCAAAAGGGCCUGUGUGUGUCUCUCUCCACAGAUGACCCGUUACAGUUCCACUAUACAAAGGAGGCCUUGAUGGAGGAGUAUGCCAUUGCAGCACAACUGUGGAAACUGAGCACAUGUGAUGUGUGUGAGAUCGCCAGAAAUAGUGUGCUUCAGAGUGGUCUGUCUCAUCAGGAGAAGAAACACUUCCUGGGUGAGAAUUAUCUACAGGAUGGACAAGAGGGAAAUGACAUCCGUAGGACAAAUGUGGCACAGAUCCGAAUGGCCUAUCGCCACGAGACCUUGUGCAAUGAGCUCAGCUUCCUAGUGGAUGCUGUCAAGUCAGAAGCUUUGGCUGAACAAGCCUUAUAAACAUGGCAGGGUGAUAGAUAGGCUAUAACAUGGGUCCAUAUGAGUGGACCAGACAUCAGCAUAAAACCUUAUCUUGCACCAGUCAUGGAAAUACAUCAUUCUGGUAGCAAGACAUGGAGCCAUGCGUCUUGGUGCCUUAUGAUGGACAUGUUUUGAGGGAGCAUACAUUUGUUACCUUUUCUAAUGAGGAAGUCUUCGGGUUUGUAACUUGAACAAUGUAUUCUUUUGUUCAGAUAAAUGUUUUAAGCCAAAAAAGGCAUUGGCAACUGGAAGAAAAAUGUGCCUUGAUAAACUAGUUUGUUUGCAACGAGUAUCUGGGGCUGUUAUUCUGUUGGCCAACCUAUGGGGUGGCAUUGUAUUUUUGUCACAAAAUCUUGUAUACUUGAACUUGCACAUUUUGUAUACCAACAGAGAUGGUUAAGCUGUUUUGAUAAGGACGUGGUAUAAUGACUUUUGAAAAAUAUGCCUGAAUGCUGUAUAUGUUCAGCAAUAUUUGAAUACUGCGUUCAAAGUCAAAUAAAUAAAUUGAUGUCAAAACAA
Messenger RNA from Sinocyclocheilus rhinocerous, 3264 nucleotides. Its product is annotated as AMP deaminase 3-like. The coding region runs from base 385 to 2724 and encodes 779 amino acids. Gene Ontology annotation, cellular component: cytosol. Gene Ontology annotation, biological process: AMP metabolic process; IMP salvage. NCBI's taxonomy places the organism in Eukaryota, Metazoa, Chordata, Actinopteri, Cypriniformes, Cyprinidae. The record is from RefSeq and is a predicted model, not a curated record. The transcript has 17 exons. Gene Ontology annotation, molecular function: AMP deaminase activity.